AUGUCUCUCGCUUUCCUCGUCGCUUUCCUUUCCAUAACAAUAUCCGCGUCGACGCCGACGGUACAAAAUUUAGUAAACACCGAGGUGAUAGAAUAUCUGCAGAAAUAUGGUUACCUGAAAGAGGUGGACGUAACCACUCACACGUCGAUCGAAGAUGAAGAAAUUAAACAGGCUAUCGCAUUAUUCCAAGAAUACUAUCAAAUACCAGGUAACGGUGCGUUGAACGAUAAUACAUUACGUCAAAUGCGACAACCGCGAUGUGGGUUACCAGAUAUGUCACACCAGGAACAAAAUAGUGUUGUAGCGAAAUGGAGAAAAACGCAUCUUACGUGGAACUUCCACUUGGCAGACGCAGAUACAUUGAAAACUACGGCACACGCAUUCUCCGUAUGGGAAGCGAACACAUCUCUAACAUUUGAACGUCAAACGUUAAAUCCAGACAUUUUAAUAUCGUACCGCGAAGGAUUUCAUACAUACGUCGAUAGCAGACGCAAAGAGAUCUGUUCCGGUUUGUUCGACGGACCUGGUGGAGUACUCGGACAUGCGUUUUCACCUACGAACGAUCUCGUGCAAACCACAGAGAUACACAUAGACGGAUCGGAACAAUGGCAUAUAUAUUUAAACGAAAAUAUACCAGACAACAAAGUGCAAUUGCUUUACACGUUAACGCACGAGAUCGGACAUUCAUUGGGAAUGUCGCACAGUACACAUAGAGAUUCCAUAAUGUUUGCUUACGUCACCAAUAAUACCGUUAAACUCAGCCUAGAGGACAGUUUAGCUAUUCAACGUCUGUACGGAAUAAAAAAUCGUAAUGUAGUGCCGAGUACACGAUCGCCACCGGUAACAACUAAUACAACGAAAACAACAUCAAACAAAAGAGAUCUGUGCGAUCUACAGUACGUAGACAAUGUACUGGUGUUGAAUCAUCGCAUUUUCGUUACCUAUCUAAACACCAUGUGGAUGAUAGACGUCAACGGUAAGAAGUACAAAGGACCAAUCGCAAUCAACGAUUACCUUCGUUUUCUUCCGGCGAAUGUUUCCAUAAACGCUGCGUAUCAACGACCAUCUGGAGAAAUUGUAAUAUUCGCGGAUAAUCAAAUUUACAUGAUAGACUAUCCGAGUUUACGAUUGAAGGACGGUUGGCCGAAACGACCAUUCGACUUAAAGUUACCCACGAACAUGCACGUUAACGCAGUAUUGGUCACCAAUAGAGGACAAACGUACGUGAUCUUCAAUGACGAUAGCGUAGCAUUACUGAACGAAUGCGAUAUGACCAUUAACGGAUAUCACACGUUACAGUCGAUAUUUCCAGGAAUACCGCCAUCUCCUACUCUAGCCUUCCGAUAUAUCGACGGUUCUCUUUAUUUCCUACACAGACGUCAAUAUUACAAAUUUAACGAAUUCACCAGAACGGUAACGAAUGCUGAUAAAUUCGACAUGAAAAUACUCAAUGUUAAUUGUCUCACAGACGGAUUACUCAAGCAAUUGCAGGAUCUUCUUACUCGACUGCUCCAAUCAAGUAAUUCACUCACAAGCACCGCGUUGAAUACAGAGGACGAUUAA
Messenger RNA from Cyphomyrmex costatus, 1563 nucleotides. RefSeq names its product matrix metalloproteinase-14-like. Bases 1 to 1563 code for a protein of 520 amino acids. The record is from RefSeq and is a predicted model, not a curated record. Gene Ontology annotation, cellular component: extracellular matrix. Gene Ontology annotation, molecular function: zinc ion binding; metalloendopeptidase activity. Gene Ontology annotation, biological process: proteolysis; collagen catabolic process; extracellular matrix organization. Lineage: Eukaryota; Metazoa; Arthropoda; Insecta; Hymenoptera; Formicidae. The transcript has a single exon.